This is a messenger RNA of Platichthys flesus (European flounder), 5233 nucleotides long. Its product is annotated as zinc finger FYVE domain-containing protein 1-like. The transcript is spliced from 11 exons. The record is from RefSeq and is a predicted model, not a curated record. Lineage: Eukaryota; Metazoa; Chordata; Actinopteri; Pleuronectiformes; Pleuronectidae. Gene Ontology annotation, molecular function: zinc ion binding. The coding region runs from base 898 to 3258 and encodes 786 amino acids.
CCAGGGAGGGGGCUGAAGAACAAAACAAUGACACUGCUCGGACGGAUCCAAACCCAGUGACACUUUUUAAAAAGAAUAAAGACAUUGAAACGGAUCCCCGCGGGUUCAGCUCCCGGUUUGAAGAGUCCUCAGCUGUUCGCAGCUCUUUGCCGUCGUGUGCUGUGUUUGUUGAUGUGUUGUUCCAGCUCAGUUGACAGACAAGGAGGCUAACUGCUGCUGCUGCUGCUGCUGUGGACGGCUGCGCUCUGCCAGGACUCGCUGCCCUUGUAAUAACAGACUUUAUCUGGGUAAUAACACUUGAAUCUGUGCGUCAGGACCAGCCAGCUGUGAGCCCAGUCUUCCUGUGCGGAUGCCACUUUAUUUAUCGAGUUUUCUAGCUAGCUACUGAGGGCGAGUUUGCUAGCCAACUAGCUAGCUAGCCUGUUGUUGUUAGCGUCAACGUUUGCACAUUCAUCUCUUCAGGGAGAGAUUAUCGCCUCGCUCGGUCUGCACAGGUGUCUGUUUUACUCUAAUACUUUUAUAUCUGAUAGACCGGGAUAUGUUUUAGCUAACGAGGCAGCUAAAUGCUAACUUCAACAAGCUAGGUGAUAGUUGUAAUACUGAUCUGUUGUUACCUAGGGAGACGCCUUUCCCCCACUUUAUUCUAGUUGCACUACAUUAUAUUAUCAAAGCUGUUUUUGUAAUUCAUGAUGCUAAGAGGGAUUUUAUAAAUUGCACCCAUUGUAGUUACUGUCAGCAGCUCUUUUAAGUAGGUUUUUGUAUUUUGGAAACUUCAGUUGCCAGUAUUAGUUAUAUGUGGUGCUUUUUGCAAUAAUAGCAAUUGGAAAUAGCUGGUACUGCUGUCAAAGCUGUUCCAACAAGCACUGCUCUGUGUUCAAGUUUACCUUGUAGGAAACGAUGAGCGGGCAUGGCUCAUCUUUAGAGAAAGGAGUAAACACCAGUCUAAUAUGUCAAGAAAGUUAUGUCUGUGGUGGCUCCGAGGAGGCCGCCUUCGAGUGUAAUGAGUGCAAAAGCCUGCAGUGUGUUCGCUGUGAGCUGGAGCUCCACAGUCAGGAGCGUUUGAAGAACCAUGAGAGGGUUCAGAUCGUCCCCGGGCAUGUCCCGUACUGUGACAACUGUAAAGGAGGUAAUGGAGACAAUGGCAAGCGCCACAGGUCUGUGGUCCGCUGCCAGAAUUGCAAAGUUAACCUGUGCCAGGACUGUCAGAAACGCACCCACAGUGGAGGCAACAAGAAGAAACACCAGCUCACAUCUUAUCCUCCACCCCCCAAACCUGCAGAGGUCAUUACUGUCCAAACACCUGUUCCGCCCGCUGUUCAAAUAGCAGACGAGAUCAACUCCCAGAGGUCCAGACUCCUGGAGAAGGUUUCCAGCUUUCUAUUGGUUGAUGAGAAUGAGGAAAUGCAGAUAAAAGAUGAAGCUUCCUUCAUGAAGAGCCUGAGCUGCUUCCCUGACCAGCUCCUGAAGGUGGUGGCAAUCUUCGGUAACACUGGAGAGGGCAAGUCUCACACCCUGAACCACACAUUCUUCAUGGGAAGAGAAGUGUUCAAGACCUCUCCCACACAGGAGUCGUGCACGGUGGGCGUGUGGGCAGCGUUUGACCCCAUCCACAAAGUCGUGGUCAUCGAUACAGAGGGUCUGCUUGGAAACAGUUCAAAACAGGGCCAGAGAACCCGUCUCUUGCUCAAGGUGCUCGCUAUCUCCGACCUUAUCAUUUACCGUACCCACACCGACCGUCUCCACGAUGACCUCUUCAAGUUCCUCGGGGAUGCCUCGGAUGCCUACUUGAAGCAUUUCACCAAGGAGCUGAAGGCCACGACAGCCCGCUGUGGCCUGGAUGUCCCGCUGUCCACCCUGGGCCCGGCGGUGGUUAUCUUCCAUGAAACCGUUCACACUAAGUUGCUUGGCUCAGAUAAGUCAUCUGAGUCUGUAGACCGGCUGCUGUCGGAGCGCUUCAGGAAGCUUUCCCGUUUCCCGGAGGCCUUCAGCUCUGUUCAGUACUGGGGCACGCAGACCCUCAACCCCCCCACCGACUUCCGUGGCCUGCAGAAUAAACUGGAGCAGCUCCUGGAUAACAACGCCACCCGCUCCCCACGCACCCCUUUGGUCAUCUUCAAAGCCCUGCAGGCACUGAGCGAGCGCUUCAGUGGGGAAAUUGUAGGUGAGCUGACGGCCCUCAGCUGCUUCUUUCCUGAUGAAUACUUCACCUGCUCCUGCCUGUGCCUCAGUUGUGGUUCUGGCUGCAAAAACAGCAUGAACCACUUAGGAGAGGGAGUGGGCCACGAGGCGAAGCAUCGAUGUCGUUACUCUGCUCAAUAUGAUAAUCGCAUUUACACCUGUAAGGCUUGCUAUGAAGGAGGAAAGGAGGUCAUCGUUGUCCCGAAGACCUCGGCCUCCUCAGACUCUCCAUGGUUGGGCCUCGCCAAAUACGCUUGGUCUGGGUAUGUUAUUGAAUGUCCCAACUGUGAUGUGAUCUAUCGGAGUCGUCAGUUCUGGUAUGGGAACCAGGACCCUGUGGAUACAGUUGUGCGAACGGAGAUCCAGCACGUAUGGCCAGGGUCGGAUGGCUUUUUAAAGGACAAUAGCAAUGCAGCACAGCGUCUUCUGGAUGGAGUCAACCUAGUGGCCCAGUCUAUGUCAGAGCUCAGUGUCAAGCCUGCUAAGGCCGUCACCUCUUGGCUGACGGAUCAGAUCGCCCCGGCCUACUGGAAACCCAACUCCCUCAUCCUGGUGUGCCAUAAGUGUCAGGCAGUCUUCCAGGACAACGACAACAAGCAUCACUGCCGUGCCUGUGGGGAGGGCUUCUGCGAUGGCUGCUCUUCCAAAGCCGCGCCCGUCCCUGAGAGAGGCUGGGGUCUCGCCCCUGUCAGAGUCUGCGAUGUCUGCUUCGAGCAGAGAGCCUCGUACGAAGAGCGGCUUGAGGCAGAACUUGAUGAGGAGGAAAGUGGAACCUUGGCCAGGAAAGUUGGAGAGGCGGUUACCAACACCAUAGGGGUUGUGGUGACGGCUAUUGACAUCCCACUUGGCCUGGUGAAAGAUGCUGCCCGUCCUGCGUACUGGGUGCCUGACCAGGACAUCCUGUCCUGCCACAACUGCCAACGUGAGUUCACUGCCAAACUGUCCAAGCAUCACUGCCGCGCCUGUGGCCAAGGAGUGUGCGACGACUGCUCCCCGGAGCGUCGGCCAGUUCCGUCGCGUGGCUGGGACCACCCCGUGCGCGUGUGCACCAGCUGCAACCAGAAGCCCGGAGAACUUUAACGGGAACGGCCUUCCUUUCCUCAGAGCACCGGAGAGAACCACUCACCCACCCAGCUAGCAGUCUGCCACUGCUUUACCUCUGUUACUCCAAUGGUUCUGUCUUGUGUCUGCGGCAAGGAAGUUUCUAGGCAUAUAUGUUUAGAUAUAUAGGACAUUUAGAUGAUAUGGGAUUUCAGAGUUCCUGUGGCCUUUUGUAGAACAGCCAGAACACGUGAGGUACUUGACUUGAGUGUGAAACCUGCCUUUCCACUCAGACUGAAUACUUUGAUUCUUUAUUGACACAAAUCCCUAAUUUUAUGUUAAAUAAGGCUGUUCAGCUAUUUUUCUACUAUCAGAAAGUAUUUAAAAAAAAUGCAUAACUUAAAGAAUAUUAGGUAGUCAAGAACCCCAUGGGGUUGUGUGAUUAGUUUCCAGUAAUUCUUAUAAUCGAGUGUUGUUUCUCUGAUGUAGUACGUGUAAUGGCAAGGAGAUAUUUUAUAUCCGUGCAGGUAUACCUGCUCCAUUGCAUGCUGUAUUGCAACAUUUUUUUUGUUUUGUUAUUGCACUAAGCCUUUUUCAGCUGUUAUAGGCUGUUGCUUACCAUGGCCAAAAAGCCAGAUAUCCAGAUGAUCAAGUCGUCUGUCCCAAACUCGUCUGAUAUCCAAGGUCUGGAGCGUGGAUAUCUGGUGUGCCAAAAGUCAUUCAGGUCAAUAUGUCUGUGCUGGAAUGAUGUUUUAAUUUUUCUCAUGUCAUUUUUGGUUGUAUGAAGACAUAUAACUAUGUUAGAGGAGUGUAUAUUUGAAAUCUUGAAAAUUAUUUAUAUAUUGAAGAAAAACAAAAAAAUAACCUAUUAUCACUCUGGCAUGCAUGACAGUCCGAGAGUUCCAUGGCCUUUUAACUUGCUCAGAGGACAGGCUCUGAAGAAACCUCACUACUUCUUUUACCAAGCCGUAUUUUAUUAUAUACAUGUUAUAAAAUGUAGUUAUUUUGUGUGUUCAGAUUGUUUUUUUGACAAUUCUUUUUUAUUUGCUUGUGUGUAGCAAACAUCAUUGUUUUUCUGAACUGAAUAAUAUCUCAAUGUAUCAUUUUUUGUUAUGUUAUUUUCAUGCCUCCGGGUCUCUGUAGACACAAUGACUGUCCUCCUGACGAAGCUCAACAGAUUUUUGUUCAGCUCAUCAAAGCUUAGUUUUUCCAUUAUUUUACAUUUGAUAUGGAAAAGUAUUAUAUAUUUUUGGUAGACAUCAGUUACUGUAUGACUACUUAUACUUUGUAGUGACCACACGUGAACCACCCUUUUUCCACAUAAUUUUGGUUUUGUCAAUGUUACACUGAAAAACAAAGUCUCCAAUGUGGCAAUGACGAAAUAUUCAAUCAUAUUAAGUGACUAAGAGCUUUAACUUGUCUUGCAUCAUUUUUGUGUUAUUGAGACACAAUGUGGCAUACAAAGCACAAGGUGAUGCCUUUAACACAUGCUUGUAUUUUAUUGUUAAAAAUUAGAGGGACAAAAAAAAAAGGGGUUUGUGUCGAUUGUAAGCUUUGUAGAUAAAGUUGCUUCUCCCUUUUCUGCUCCUUACGUGGAACUUUUUGGUUCUGAUGUCUGAUGGGAACAUGUUGUGUCUGCUUCGUCUCAAAAUAGAUUUAUCUUGUCUGAAUGUUGCAUCACACACACACACACAUGCCUCUGAGACGCUAAUAUUGCACAGGGGUAGAAUAGGAAAUACAUCAUGUCAGAUCACUUGUGCAGGACUUUGUUCUCCUGCAAAUAUGUGCAGUGUGUCGCUUCAGAUAUCCUUUGUGGUGUCCAGUAUUUGUAUUUUUUUCCCAUAGAUUGGGUGCAACUAGGAACACUCACUUGCACACUACAUAUCGAGUGGGAAUGACUGUGCGUUUUAAAAAUGUGGGGAACUAACUUGAAACGGUGGAUGUGUGCUGAAUUGGUGGAAGAUUUGCAUAUGAUUAAAGUUGUAUCAGCUCCCUUCUGUCAUAACAGAACAUG